AUGUCUUCACGAUCACUUCUCAUUGCGCUUGGGCUUGCAGCCACAGGUUCAUUGGUUCACGCAGGGCCUUGUGACAUUUACGCCAAAGGCAACACACCAUGCAUUGCCGCACAUGCCACCACUCGUGCUCUGUACAGUGCAUACAGUGGCCCGCUCUACCAAGUCAAGCGUGGCUCAGACGGUGCCACAACUGACAUUGCACCACUGUCCGCCGGCGGUGUUGCCAACGCAGCUGCUCAAGACAAGUUCUGUGCCAACACGACAUGCCUUAUUUCUAUCCUCUACGACCAAUCUGGCAAAGGAAACCAUCUCACGCAAGCACCGCCAGGCGCUUUCAAUGGCCCAGAUGUUGGCGGCUACGACAAUCUUGCAAGUGCUAUCGGUGCACCUGUUUCGCUAGGCGGCAAGAAGGCAUAUGGCGUCUUCAUCUCGCCUGGAACCGGGUACCGCAAUAACAAUGUGAAAGGCUCGGCUGUAAAAGACCAGCCGCAAGGUAUAUACGCCGUCUUGGACGGUACCCAUUACAACGGCGGCUGCUGCUUCGACUAUGGCAAUGCCGAGACGAACAACCUCGACACUGGUAAUGGCCACAUGGAAGCUAUAUACUUUGGCGACAACACCGUGUGGGGCAGCGGCGCCGGCAACGGUCCCUGGGUCAUGGCGGAUCUAGAAAACGGCCUCUUCUCCGGCGCAAACCCCAAGCAAAACAUUCAAAACCCAUCCGUCUCAAACCGCUUCUUGACAACCAUUGUCAAGGGCAAGCCCGGCGUCUGGGCCAUCCGCGCCGGAGACGCUACAACAGGCGGACUCUCAACCUACUACAACGGCUCGCGCCCAAGUGCGUCGGGCUACAACCCCAUGAGCAAAGAAGGCGCCAUUAUCCUCGGUAUCGGCGGCGACAACAGCAACGGCGCACAGGGAACCUUCACCGAGGGCGCAAUGACGUACGGGUAUCCCAGCGAUGCAAUCGAAAACGAAGUCCAGGCGAACCUUGUUGCAGCGGGAUACUCCACCGGACGCGGAUUGAUAACCAGCGGACCCGCAUAUACCGUUGGAUCCAGUGUAUCGUUCCGGGCCACGACAGCGGGCUACACAGACCGCUACCUCGCUCACUCCGGAGCGACGGUGAACACGCAAGUUGUAUCGUCAUCGAGCACGGCGCUGCUGAAGCGCCAGGCGAGCUGGAUUGUUCGCACUGGCUUCACCAACAGCGAGUGCUUUGCAUUCGAGUCCAAAGAUACGGCUGGAAGCUUUCUUCGCCAUGCGAAUUUCGUCCUGCAGGUUAAUGCUAAUGAUGGAUCCAAGGGGUUCAAGGAGGAUGCGACGUUUUGUCCUCAGGCGGGUCUUACGGGUAAGGGUAGCUCCAUUAGGACUUGGGGGUACCCGACGAGGUGGAUUCGCCAUUUUAACAAUGUGGGGUACAUUUCGAGCAAUGGUGGUGUCAAGGACUUUGAUAAUGUCAGUUCGUUCAACGACGAUAUCACGUGGCUUGUUGAGAGCGCCCUGGCUUGA
Molecule: messenger RNA, 1512 nt
Organism: Bipolaris oryzae ATCC 44560
Lineage: Eukaryota; Fungi; Ascomycota; Dothideomycetes; Pleosporales; Pleosporaceae
Product: carbohydrate-binding module family 42 protein
Exons: 2
Coding region: 1-1512 (503 amino acids)
Biological process (GO): arabinan metabolic process; L-arabinose metabolic process; pectin catabolic process
Molecular function (GO): alpha-L-arabinofuranosidase activity
Source: RefSeq, a predicted model, not a curated record